UGCAUUAUGAAAUUCAGUUUUUAGUUAGUAAGGAGGACUCGAAAAAAACCCAGAGAUGGCGUCUUCAUUCAUUUCAUCUCGUCAUAAGGUGUCGGAUUUAAUUCAUGACUUCUCAUGUUCUCCAUGUGAAGAAGACGGACUUAACUCUGAGGCUGGGUACUUUUGUGUAGACUGUUCAAAGUAUUACUGCUCUCGAUGCGAGUCCAAACAUGGCGGCCUGUUUAAGCGGCACAGAGUACUUGAUCGGAAGGACGUGAAGAAAUGGGCGGCGGUGCCUGGGACGGUCGUGGACGAUCUGGAAAUAUGCGAGCACCAUCCCGGGAAAAAGGUGGAGCUGUUCUGCAGAGACCACCAAGAGCUGUGUUGCCAUAUAUGCGUCUCCGUUGGACACAGACAAUGUUCGAUGAUACAACAUAUACCAGACGUAGCAAGAGGCAUUCAUGACAAAACAGAAUUCAAACGGCUUCCACAACAAAUCGCAGACAUCCAGUCAAGAAUCAAGAAGCUGCAAGAGUCCCGCAAGAAAACUCAACAAUGUAUACGGGAUUCUCGUGCACACAUCCUUCAAGAGAUCAGAGCUUUGCGAAGAAAAAUCGACCAGGUCCUUGACCAAUUGGAGCAAAUCACAAUCAAAAACAUGGAUGAUAUGGUUGGAACGUUUGAGGAGCAAAUACAGAAAGACAUUGCACAGUCCACACGGAUGAGCAAAGACAUUAAAUCACUUGCAGAUAACAUAGCGAAGAGUAAGAUGAACGAUUCCUUGGUCUACGUAGGAUAUUCAAGAUGUCAGGAAAUGAUUACAGAAACUAAUGCUUUCCUCGAAGACACUACAACCAAACAAAAAGUGUAGUUGGCGUUUGUGCCAAAU
This is a messenger RNA of Mya arenaria, 868 nucleotides long. Its product is annotated as tripartite motif-containing protein 66-like. The transcript is spliced from 2 exons. Gene Ontology annotation, molecular function: zinc ion binding. Bases 56 to 850 code for a protein of 264 amino acids. NCBI's taxonomy places the organism in Eukaryota, Metazoa, Mollusca, Bivalvia, Myida, Myidae. The record is from RefSeq and is a predicted model, not a curated record.